AUGAUCAUAGGUUUGACCAGAGAAAAAUUAUUAAACAAGACAUAUGGACCGAAUAAUAAUAAUACAACACACAAUAAAAAAUACUUUGUUAAAAAUAACGGAGUAAUAACGACUAAGCCACCGCCGCCUUCAUUACUAAAACAACCACCUCCAAUAAUACUGAGUACUAGAUCAUCCACAACAACCACUACACAACCAUCUCUCAUAAAACAAUCAAUAUUUCAAUAUGAAAGCAAUUGGUCGCCGAAGAAAAAGGCCAUGGUUGCAAUGAGACGCAAGAAAUGGCAAGAAGGAAUCAAAUGGUACACAUUUCAUCUGCAAGAAUCGUUACGAACCCGAAAUCGUAACAGUUUCGUGUGCUCGAGUCGAACAAAACGUAAAUUAGAGAAUGAGGAUUACAUGAUUCGAUGUAGACGUGCGAUUGCAUACGGGAUGCUAAAGGACUUUGAAAUCGUAUUGCAAGAGGCAAAUAUUAUUCUUCGUCGAAAGCCACGUCUGAAAUUAGCAUUGUUGAUACGGGCUGCCGCGUAUUUCCACGUAAAUAAAUUCCAACAAGCACUUGCGGAACUUGAAACUAUUCUAAUAUGGUUUCCGAAUGAUACGUUUGCUCUUGGAGGUCGUGCUUCGAUUUAUUUGAAAAUGGGAGCUUAUACGUUAGCACGUAUGAACUUGGAGAAACUUUUUCGAUGCAAUAUUCGAGACCCAAUUGUUGAGAGUCUGCACUGUCCAAUGUAUAUAUCACCACUGAAAUUCUCGAAAAAGGCAUUUAUCGAGGAGCUAAUACAAGGUCACGCUGGAAAUAUUUAUGCGAUGGGCGAUUUUGACUUGAGACUUGAGAUGAUACAUGAGAAAGUUUCCAUUUUACGACUUUGGGGUUUGGCUUUGCGAAAAUUGAAUCGAUGUGACGAAGCAUUGGAAAAGUAUAAUCGUGCAUUGAAAAUCAAACCUUGGAGUAUUUGUGCGUUGAAACAUCGUGCAGACGCUUACUACUUUCUAAAUCGAUAUCGUGAAGCAUUGACAGAUGUGAGACAAGUCUUGAAGCGUCGAAGUCAUAGUGCAACGGCUUUAAAAAUUCAGAGUGAUUCUUAUUAUCAACUUCAUCGUUAUGACGAAUCAUUAGCAGUACUAAAUCAGAUCCUGAAACAAGAUCCAGAUGAUUCUUUUGCAUUACGAGAUCGUGGAAAAGUUCUCAUCAAAAAAGAGCAGUAUGGACAAGCAAUUCUCGACUUCACAGCUGCACUCAAAAUUCGACCGAAAAGUGUCACCACACUAGAGAAACGAGGUGAAGUGUUUCGAAAAUUACGCCGACUGGACAAUGCCAUCGCAGAUUUCAGCGCUGCAUUACAACUUGAGCCGGAUAAUAUUUCCCUGUUGAAGAAUCGCAGUGAUGUUUACUAUCAACAGGGAUACUAUGCGAAAGCACUCGUUGACCUGGAACAUAUUCUGAAAUUGGAUCCGGACAAUUUUUGUGCGAUUCGUGAUCGUGGUGACGUUUAUUGUAUGCAGCAUCGAUAUGAAGAGGCUUUGCAGGAUUUUAAUGCCGCUUUGAAAUUAAGGCCGGAUAGUUCUUCGGCAUUGGCGAGUCGAGGAGAUGUUUAUCGUAGAAUGGGAAUGUGCGAGGAAGCAUUAAUUGACCUUAACCGAGCCUUGAGACAUAAACCCACAAAUGCAACAGCGUUUAAAUAUCGCGGAGAAUUGAAUCGAACUCUUGGACGUUUUGAUGAUGCGUUACGAGAUUUUGACGCAGGCCUCAAAUACAAACCUGAUAGCCCAUCAACUCUGAAAUUCCGUGCAAAAGUUUAUUGUUUGCAAUCACGAUUCGAUGACGCAAUCAAAGAUCUAGAUCAAGCAUUAAAAAUAAAAAAAGACAGCGUGUCAACACUGUGUCGUCGUGCCGAAACCUGUUGCAUGAUGGGCAACCCGCACGAAGGACUCGCCGACGCAGGCAAAGCCGUCUCAAUCAAAGCAAACCCCAUGGCGCUUCGUUGUCGCAGCAAAAUCUAUCUAUUAUUGGACCGCCGAGAAGACGCACUACAAGAUCUCGACCGGUACCUGCGUUUGGAAUGGAAAGACUUGUCCGCAUUGUGUGAUCGCGGUGAAAUCUAUUUCCGGAUGGGACUUUCCGAUUUGGCAUUAAACGAUUUCAACCGUGCGCUACGACAAAACCCUACGAAUCUUGUGGCGUUGUGUACACGAGCCGAAUUGUUGUUGCUGAUAAAUAGAAAUCAAGAGGCGUUGGUCGAUUUGAAUAAUGCUAUCGCGGCUCAUUCAACGAGUGCUUGGCCGCUUUUCCUUCGCGCUAAAGUAAAUUUGGCGCUGCAACUUUAUUCCGAGGCCACAAUUGAUAUCGAGAGGGCUUGUUGGUUGGAACCGAGAUUUGAUUUCGGAAUUUUGGAUGAUCUUGAAAUCACUAGGAUAAUUUGUCAAGUAAAGCACGAUGUGAUGAAUUCUUACUUAUAA
Ambispora gerdemannii is the source of this 2460-nucleotide messenger RNA. Lineage: Eukaryota; Fungi; Glomeromycota; Glomeromycetes; Archaeosporales; Ambisporaceae. The record is from the annotation of a GenBank genome assembly.